CCGGUCUAUUAUUGGGACAGAAAUGAAACUGCUUCUCCACCCAGCUCCGAGAUCAAGGGAGGCUGAAAGGUCACUUGAGAUUCAAGGCUGCUCCAGAGCCAUAGAAAGAAAGAAAGAAAGAAAGAAAAGCUCAGCUCUGUUCAUGGCUUUUCCUGCCCACCCCCAGGCACUUAUACAGCCCCAGAGCAGAUCAUACGGUGCAGAUCGUGCAGGAGCGGAGAGCUGUGCUGCAUUUAAGGUGGAGCCCAGGGGCCCUGGAGAGAAUGGACGACCUAAGGAGAUUGCAGUGCAGAGGCAGAAUGCAGCAUUUCCAACCCCAUACAGAAAAACAAGGACCAUUCAGCACAGGGUGACAGGUGCUGGCCAAGGACUUUGUCUGGUCGCUGUUGCCCAUCAGCCCUUUGGGAAGGACCCCGUGACAAUUCUUUGGGGGUCUCUGUGCCCCGUGCUCCUUGCCAGGGUUCAGCUUGGCACCGCUGCCAUCGCCAUGGAGUUUGCAGAGCUGAUCAAGACAGCGAAGGUGGAGAACGUGCAGCUCUCAUGCCCCGGGCUCCCACCGAUCAAGGGGACGCUGUGCAUCACCAGCCAUCACCUGCUGCUGUCGUCCCAGCCCGGGGGCAAUGGGGAGCAGAGCACGGUGGAGCUUUGGCUUCUCAUCCGGAAUGUGGACGCUAUUGAGAAAAGUGUUCAGAACCUAGGCUGGUACCAAACCUCCAGGACUAACAGCUCCCACCGAGACACCAGGACUGCAAGUUCCUUGGGCACAAUCACGCUCAAGUGCAAAGACCUGAAGGUGCUGCAGCUGGAGAUCCCGGGUAUGGAGGAAUGUCUCAACAUCGCCAGCUCCACUGAGGCCCUCUCUUCUGUGGAUUCAGUGAUGAUGAUGUACCCGUUCUUCUACAGACCCCAAAGCAUGAAGCUCAAGGAUGGAUGGCAGCUUUACCCCCUCCAACAUUACUACCAACAAAUCGCCUCAGAGACAAGUGCUUGGAGGCUGAGCUGCGUUAACGGGGAUUUCACCAUCUGCUCCAGUUACCCACCAGCUGUAAUUGUACCAGCCACAGUGGAUGAUAAGGUCUUGAAGAAGGCUGCCCGGUUCCGCCAGGGGGGACGAUUCCCUGUCCUCAGCUACUAUCACAAGAAGAAUGGGACGGUGAUGCUCCGUAGCAGCCAGCCACUGAUAGGGCCCAACAGGAAGCGCUGCCAAGAGGAUGAGUUGCUGCUCAGCGCCGUCUUGGAUGGAGGGGAGCGCGGCUUCAUCAUCGACACCCGCUCAGCUCAGGCAGCCAAGCAGGCUCGGAUGAUGGGGGGUGGCACAGAGCCCAAGUCCUUCUAUCCCCACUGGAAGAGGCUGAAUAGGCCACUGGAGAGGGGCCGCCCGCUCCAGGAGAGUUUCAUGAAGCUGGUGGAAGCCUGCAACGACACUUCCCUCAGCAUGGACCGCUGGCUGAGCAAGCUGGAGGGCUCCAAAUGGCUGGCCCACGUCAAGGCGGCCCUGAGCACCGCCUGCCUGGCCGCCCAGUGCAUGGAGAGGGAAGAGGCCUGCGUCCUGGUGCAUGGAGCCGAAGGGACAGAUGCCACCCUGCUGGUGACAGCUCUGGCCCAGGUGAUCCUAGACCCUGACUGCAGGACGCUGACUGGGUUCCAGGGGCUGCUGGAGCGGGAGUGGAUUGAGGCAGGACACCCAUUUCACUGCCGCUGCGCCCACUCCGCAUACUCCCAUGCCCGGCUCAAGCAGGAGGCUCCCAUCUUCCUCCUCUUCCUCGACUGUGUCUGGCAGCUGGGGCACCAGUUCCCCUUCUCCCUGCAGUUUAACGAGCACCUCCUGCUGGUGCUGUUUGAACACACGUACGCAUCUUGCUACGGGACCUUUCUGUGCAACAGCGAGAAGGAAAGGUGCUUGUGUCAAGUGAAGGAGAAAACUCACUCCCUCUGGUCCUGGCUGAACCAACCCAGUGAGUUGAAGAAACACCUGAAUCCCCUGUACACGUACAAUGCCCUGGUCAUUUGGCCGUCCGUGGAGCCUCAGAGCCUGCAGCUCUGGCAAGGUUUGUUCCUCCGGUGGAUCCGAUCCUCUCAAUACUUAGAUGAGGCCUGGGCAGAAAUCCAGCGACUCGUGACAAGCUGUGAAGAUACCCCAGAGGGCAGCGCAGGGCGCACACUGUGCCACUCACAACCAGAUGCUGCUUACCCACUGACAAUCACAGGGACCGCAAAUGAAGGAUGAACCAGAACAUCGGUGGCUGCAACAGAACAGCUGCUGGCUCAGGCUCGGCCACAUCUCCCACCUAUCACUCAGACUGCUCCAGAGGCAGCGAGGACAGACGCUGCCUCUUAGGGAGUAGGGCUUUGUGCUGGUCACACGGGUCCUGCUGACAGCAGGCCAGGCUCUGAGCCGAACGCACCAGGCGCACAGGGAGCAGAGGACACAUGGGGGCAGGCACGGACCCAAUCUCGUGGCACAAUGCUUUGAGCAAUUACAAAGUGCAGACUAGGUUUGGUACAGUAAAAUGGUCUCUACUCAUGACAUCUCCUUUCAAGGGGGAACAUUCAGGGCAUGUCUACACUGCGAUAAAAAACCCGCAGCCCUGAGGCUGAGUCUGGGUCAGCUGACAUGGGGUCGCAGAGCUAAAAAAGAAGAUAUACAGCACCAAAACCUUCCUAGUGUAGGAAGUAACCGUUCCAUGAGGAAAGUCAGCUCAAGUCUCACUUCCUGCACAAAGCAAUGGGUUCAUGUGCAUUUGUCAGCUGGAAACAUAGCAGCCAGUAUUUGUUUUCUGGCUUGUUUACAGAUUCAGUGAUUCUGGGUAUCAGUGAAGGGGAGAUGCCAUUGGACAGUGAUGGGUGGGUAGGAGAUUUAUCCAGGGAAACAGAGAACCAAGCUGAGUUUACCCACAGCCACCGCAAGGACUGAUACGCUUUAACUCAUCUGGUUAUAAAAAAGAUUUAUAUUUACCAUUUCCUUUUGAGUUUAUUUUCCCAGACUUAUAAAUAUCUCCAGCAGGGCAGGAAGUUAGUGUCCACAGCAGCAGGGAGCAAGCUGGCCCAUUCUUCCCUCUGGUCUCACACCACUCAGACAAAGCAGCUGAUCCGACCAUUCCAGGUUGGUUUCUCUUUUAGGCUCACACCCUCAGCACCCACUCCCAAGAGCUCUAUGCUGCCACCCAUUGGAACAGACUAACUUUAAGUCCAGACAAAACUCCAAGAGAGGAGCCAAUGGGGGGCUAAAAAAAAAAAAAAAA
Molecule: messenger RNA, 3242 nt
Organism: Mauremys reevesii (Reeves's turtle)
Lineage: Eukaryota; Metazoa; Chordata; Testudines; Geoemydidae
Product: myotubularin-related protein 9-like
Exons: 13
Coding region: 23-2227 (734 amino acids)
Biological process (GO): negative regulation of autophagy
Source: RefSeq, a predicted model, not a curated record